UUCCUGCUGCGGGCCUGCGAGGCCGAGGGCGCCCAGUUCAUCUCCGUGCCCUUCGGGGAGCUGGACUUCGGGGAGACAGCUGUGCUCGACGCCUUCUACGACGCAGAUGUUGCCGUGGUGGACAUGAGCGAUGUUUCCAGACAGCCUUCACUCUUUUACCAUCUGGGGGUCCGAGAAAGCUUUGACAUGGCCAACAAUGUGAUCCUGUACCAUGACACCGACGCGGACAUGGCUCUUUCAUUGAAGGAUAUGGUAACUCAGAAAAACACAGCAUCUAGUGGAAAUUAUUAUUUCAUCCCGUACAUCGUGACACCGUGUGCUGAUUAUUUUUGCUGCGAGAGUGACGCCCAGAGGCGCGCCUCAGAGUACAUGCAGCCCAACUGGGACGCCAUCCUGGGUCCGCUGUGUGUGCCCCUGGUGGACCGGUUUAGUAGCCUCCUCAAGGACAUCCACGUGACCUCAUGCGCUUACUACAAAGAAACCUUGUUAAACGACAUCCGGAGAGCCCGAGAGAAAUACCAGGGCGAUGAACUGGCGAGGGAGCUGGCUCGGAUCAGACUUCGCUUGGACAACACCGAAGUUCUGACCUCGGACAUCAUCGUUAAUUUGCUGCUGUCCUACCGUGACAUCCAGGACUACGACGCCAUGGUGAAGCUGGUGGAGGCCCUGGAGACGCUGCCGACGUGCGCCUUGGCCGACCAGCAGAAUGUCAAAUUCCACUACGCGUUUGCACUGAACAGGAGAAACAGUGCAGGCGACCGCGAGAAGGCUCUGCAGGUCAUGCUCCAGGUUCUGCAGAGCUGUGACCACCCGGCCCCCGACAUGUUCUGCCUGUGUGGGAGGAUCUACAAGGACAUCUUCUUGGACUCAGACUGCAGAGAUGACACCAGCCGAGACAACGCCAUUGAGUGUCAUGAUAUUCCUACUCGCCCAUGGAAGGGAAAGCAGCUCUCUGUGUAUAGAAAAAAUAGUAAGAGAACUGAAAUGACACUCUUAAAACUUCUGGCAGUGCUGGUGAUAGAACCAACCAAAGUCUACCAGCCUUCAUAUGUCUCCAUAAACAACGAAGCUGAGGAGAAGAUGGUUUCUCUGUGGCAUGUCUCACCCGCGGAAAUGAAACAAAUUCACGAAUGGAAUUUUACAGCUUCUUCCAUUAGGGGAAUAAGCAUAUCCAAGUUUGAUGAGCGGUGUUGUUUCCUUUAUGUCCAUGAUAAUUCUGAUGAUUUUCAAAUCUACUUUUCCACUGAAGACCACUGUAGUAGGUUUUGUUCUUUGGUUAAAGAGAUGAUAAGCAACUCAGUGGGCAGUACAGUGGAGCUGGAGGGGGACACCGAUGGCGACACCUUAGAGUAUGAGUAUGACCACGAUGCAAACGGCGAUAGGGUCGUGCUGGGGAAAGGCACAUAUGGGAUCGUGUAUGCUGGAAGAGACCUGAGCAACCAAGUGCGAAUAGCCAUCAAGGAAAUCCCGGAGAGAGACAGCAGGUACUCUCAGCCUCUGCACGAGGAGAUAGCGCUGCACAAGUACCUCCACCACUGCAAUAUCGUCCGCUACCUGGGCUCUGUGUCCGAGCACGGCUACGUAAAGAUAUUUAUGGAGCAGGUCCCUGGGGGAAGCCUUUCUGCUCUUCUGCGAUCAAAAUGGGGGCCGAUGAAGGAGCCCACCAUCAAGUUCUACACCAGGCAGAUCCUGGAAGGCCUGAAGUAUCUCCACGAAAACCAGAUCGUGCACAGAGACAUCAAGGGUGAUAAUGUUCUGGUAAAUACCUACAGUGGAGUGGUGAAGAUCUCUGAUUUCGGAACCUCCAAACGGCUUGCAGGAGUGAAUCCGUGCACCGAGACCUUUGCUGGCACUCUGCAGUACAUGGCACCUGAGAUUAUCGACCAGGGACCUCGCGGGUACGGUGCCCCGGCGGAUAUCUGGUCCCUGGGCUGCACCAUCAUCGAGAUGGCCACCAGCAGACCUCCGUUCCACGAGCUCGGCGAACCGCAGGCAGCGAUGUUCAAAGUGGGGAUGUUUAAGAUCCACCCGGAGAUUCCAGAAGGCCUUUCAAUGGAUGCCAGAGCCUUCAUUUUAUCCUGUUUUGAGCCUGACCCCCACAAACGUGCCACUGCUGGCGAGCUGCUCAGAGAGGGUUUCUUAAGGCAGGUGAACAAGGGCAAGAAGAACCGAAUUGCUUUCAAGCCGGCAGAGAGUACCCGGGGCACCGCCCUAGCCCUGCCCACGUCUGGGGAGCCCAUGGGCAGCAGCAGCAGUGAGCACGGCUCUGUGUCCCCAGACUCCGAUGCCCAGCUGGAUACGUUCUUCGAGAAGGCCCGGGCACCCAAGCACAGGCUCAGCCACCUGCUCAGUGUUCCGGAUGAGAGCGCAGCCUCGUCCCCAGAGGACAGGGACCCAGGCCUCUUCCUGCUGCGCAAGGACAGUGAGCGCCGUGCCAUCCUGUACAAAAUCCUCUGGGAGGAGCAGAACCAGGUGGCUUCCAACCUGCAGGAGUGCGUGGCCCAGAGUUCGGAAGACUUGCAUCUCUCAGUCGGCCACAUCAAGCAAAUAAUUGGGAUCCUGAGGGACUUCAUCCGCUCCCCGGAGCACAGAGUGAUGGCAUCCACAAUAUCAAAGCUAAAGGUGGACCUGGACUUUGACAGCUCGUCGAUCAAUCAGAUUCACCUGGUACUGUUUGGAUUUCAGGAUGCUGUAAAUAAAAUUUUGAGGAACCACUUAAUUAGGCCCCACUGGAUGUUUGCGAUGGACAACAUCAUCCGUCGAGCAGUGCAGGCCGCGGUCACCAUUCUCAUCCCGGAGCUCCGAGCCCACUUUGAGCCCACGUCGGAGACCGAAGGGGUGGACAAGGACACGGACGAGGUAGAAGAGGACUGUCCCCCAGCAGAUGUGCCUGGCAGUGACGCGCAUGAGGCGUGCGGAGGGAGCGGCCCCCGUGCGGCGGCUGCCCCCGAGGCCCAGCCCCAGCAGCUCCACCACCAGCACCUGAGCCUCCAGCUGGGCGAGCUCCGACAGGAGACCAGCAGACUUUUGGAACACCUAGUUCGGAAAGAAAGAGAGUACCAGGAUCUUCUACGGCAAACCCUAGAGCAGAAAACUCAAGAAUUGUAUCAUCUUCAGUUACAAUUCAAAUCUAAUGAUACUACAGAGAACCCAGCAUCCCCUCCUGGGUCUCAGGGGCAGAAAACUGAUCAAGAGCUCAUAGACUGGUUACAACUGCAAGGAGCAGAUGCGAGUACAAUAGAAAAGAUUGUUGAAGAGGGCUAUACGCUAUCUGACAUUCUUAAUGACAUCACUAAGGACGAUCUAAGACACCUCAGACUACGUGGUGGCCUCCUCUGCAGGCUCUGGACUGCAGUCUCCCAGUACAGAAGAAGGUCGCAGGGGUCCCCGGCCUCGCAACAUGAGGCUGAACCAGUCGGCUAGGCCGGGGACAGAGAGAGCCAAGAGCUGACA
Ailuropoda melanoleuca (giant panda) is the source of this 3453-nucleotide messenger RNA. RefSeq names its product mitogen-activated protein kinase kinase kinase 15 (gene MAP3K15). The record is from RefSeq and is a predicted model, not a curated record. Lineage: Eukaryota; Metazoa; Chordata; Mammalia; Carnivora; Ursidae. The annotation marks the transcript as partial. Gene Ontology annotation, molecular function: MAP kinase kinase kinase activity; ATP binding. The transcript is spliced from 27 exons. Gene Ontology annotation, biological process: MAPK cascade; cellular response to stress; protein phosphorylation.